CCCAAUCAGGAAGCUGGGGAGGGCGAGCAUGCAAGUGGCCGCUUUUUGUGGCGAUGGAUAUGGACAUUGUAUCAUCAGACGACCGCAGCAAGUGUGAGGAUGAACUAGCCUACUUUUCACCAGAAUAUCGAUAUUGGAUUGAUUUUGUUGACUUUCUUUAAUUGCAGGAGCCCGUCAAUAAUUCAGAACUUAAAUUGACAGCCAAAACUUAUUAAUUGUUCAUUUAACCGGGUUUAUUUCGGCCCUGUUGCUUUAAUUUCUUUGUGCAGCGAUUCACAUGUCGAAACAAAAGUGGAUUUAAAAGCAACCUUGUUGAUCAACAUUCACGCAACAUGCUUCUGGUUUCUCAGCGACUAGACGCACCGCGCAUGGAACCACUAGUGCCAGGCUCUGUAAAGAGGACGCUGGAUAUGGCUGACGGCCCCUGCAGUCCUGCGGCUCGAGGGGGUGCCAAACGGCCGUGUCUACAGGAUGUCACUCUGGCUAUGGACCCCAGCUAUGAAAACCCCUGCUUACCUGCCGGUCCCAGGGUGAGAGAUCGUGGCCGACCCUCACAGGGUGGCAAUAUGGAUUUGUCCUACUCUAUGCCAACCAAAGUCGGUCUCGGACUGCCGGUGAACAUGACUGUGGGCGAGACGCCUUCGUGCAUGCCCCCGCCUUCUGUCGAGCAGGAGCUGCAGGACAUCCUGGAGGAGCUAACAAGGAACCCAAACCGCUCCCUUCCUGAACUGGACUUGGAGAAGAUCCUGGGGAGCAAAGGGGACGAUUUGUUGGGCGACGAUGGGGCAUUUGUGCACUCCGUGGGUGAUGGCACCCCCAAGCGUUCCCCCCAAGGUGCUUCGCCUCUGGAGAGCCCACGCAUCCAAUCAGCAGGUUUCAUCCGGGCUCCUGCUACUAGCUCCCCCCAGUUAACGCCCAGUCAGCCAGGUGCUCUCUUCUCCUUGACCCACCCAGCCAAGCCCCUCUCGCAGCCCCAAUCCCCUGCCUGCUCUCCUAUGUCAUCACCAGCUCACUGCAACCUGCCUAAUUCCAGAUGGCAUGAGGUCCCCCACGCUCAACAACUACAGGCCCCGCCAUACCAACCCGACAAGCUGGCCAGCCCUGCCCUAGUCCCGCCCCCAUUUAGCCCCCAGAACUCCCAGGCUUCCUUACUGCCAAGCACGGUUCCCUCCUCAGGCCAGCAGCAGUCUGCCACUCAUGGCUUUGGCCCCCACUGCAGGGGGGGCAGCCAGCUGUUAAAGGCAGCCAUGCGGGUAGGGCAGAGUGUUAGCACUGGGGGUGCCGAGCCGUACUCCUUCAAUAACACCACGCCCCUUCGGCACUUUGACCCAGACCCGUCCAUUCCUAGACCAGGUCACGUGAGGCCGGGACAGGGCUCCUCUGGUCACUAUGGCACCCCAAAUCUGCAGCUGCUGCCACCUGCUGGGCUGGCAGUCAACACACCAACUUUGCCUCUGCAGCAAGGACAGAGAAGCCUGGAGCCAGGAGGAGCAGCGCCCUGCAUCCGAGGGGACCAGAGUACUGGGGGAGGAGCCAGAUUCCAAGACCCCACCUCGCUAAGACGACCCAUGCAUGGAGAUGGGUACAGUCUUCUAAAAAGCCAACUGAGGAAGCAGCUCAUGCAACAGGAGAAGCAGAGGCACCCUGAGCAGAUGAGCGCUGGCCAUUUGUCGGACUGCCAACAAGUCGCACCAUUUCAAGGUGUGAGCCGAUCACGAGCUCCGGGCCUUGGCUACCCCAUGGAGCCAUCUGAUCCUCCCGUUGUCUCCCACAAUGCAAUUCUGCCUGGCCGGAUGCUACCCGAGGGUUCUCAUGCCCAAACCAAUCAUUCCAUGGCGACCUUUGUUGCUAGCAUGGGCACUAAGCAAGCCGCCGGUCACCCCCCCAGAGAAUUUGUGACGCCCGUACGACUGGGCCAGGCCGUGAUGGGAUUGAACACACCACCUCAACAGAUCGCCCCGCAUUGUCAGACCUCUGGUCGAGCUCAGAUCCUGGGGCCCUCCUUCAACGGCAGAUCCAUGCAGCCCCCCAUGCCACAGCAGCAGCUCCCCAGAGCUCCCACGCUCCAGGGAGGCUCUGCCCCCUGCGGAGUGUUAAGCCCACAGCAGCAGCCAUGCGUUCGGCCCCUAUGGCAGCAACAGGGAUGCCCACGCACUGUCUGCAGCAGCCACGUGGAUCCUGGGUCACACCAACACUUAUACUCAGCAGGAGGCGCUGCUGUGAGCGGGACUCCAUUCUCACCGCAAUCCCUGCGUCCUGGCAUGCCCUCCAUCCCACACCAAAAUGGGCCCUUUAGCCUCUCCCAGGUGCCCAAUAGGCAGGCCAGACACCCUUCCUCUAGUGACCAACAUGGCUCGGGGCCGCGGGGCCUUAUGUCCCCCAUGGGUGCGAUGAAGCCAUGUCCCUCUCUUGCUUUGGCUCCCAUAGGUUGCCCCUCUACCCCUAGCUUGGGCUACAGCAGUGGUAGUUCAGGAUGCAAACUUCGUCCUUAUGAAUUCCCCCAUCCCGCAGGGACCUUAGCACAGGGGUCGAAUGGCAGAUAUGGGAUGCACAGGGAUGAAGCCAACAAAGUGGACUUUAUAGAUAUGCUUGUGGGCUCCAGUGACAACUGGCUGAACAAUUUCAACAUGAUUGACAAAUACCUGGAGCAAAAUACCUAAAUACAUCUGAUAUGUACAUUGAAUCACUCAAUUGAAACUGUUUUUUUUUUUGGGGGGGGGGGGUGAGUUUUGCACCUGAAUGAGAUCAGAACAUGGUGCUCCCACUGCUACAUUCUAACUGGACCUGAUUGGGAAUGGUGGUCACAUAGUCCAGUAGCAUAUGUUCCACCACAGAAGAGUAAGUUAUGAUGUAACCUCCCAGCUUCUGUCUCGGUUGGUAAAAUACAAGCUUUACACAACGGUGUAGCACUGUAAAAAGGUUUUCUGUGUAUUUGAUGUUAAAGAGACUUCAUUAUAUUACAUAUCAUCCAAAUGUAUGUCGGGGGGGUUGGAUGCCGGGGAUGGUGUAACUGGGCUCAGAUUGUAGGAGUGCUGUGUGUCCCUGCUUCUCCUUCUUUAAGUGUUCACAGAAUUCACUUGGCUUGACUUGGUUUAAGGUUCCCAUGAUUUCCCCUCAGAUACUGGCUGACGUACAGUGCAGGCAUAGUUCUGUUAAUAUGGACGGUGGCUGUCCAUCACUGCUGAACCCUUUGUUUUCUUUCCUUAAGAGUUGCACAAGAGGCUUGAACAAAGUACACUUCGUAAGCAUUUUUCUAAGGUGUAUUCAGAUUGAGAGGCAAACAUUUACACUUUUUCUCAGCACAGUUUUUGUAUAUAAAAUUAAAUAAAUCAUUGUCAUAAACUGUUGAACUAUAGCUGAUGACGGUUUCUUUAACAGGUAGCGAAUCUAAUUUAAUUUGUUAAUAUGCUGACAAUUUUGUUGUCCAAUAAUACUGUGUAUUAGAAUAUUUACUUAUUUAUGUGUUUUACAUAAUAGCUUCUGUGACUGGAGUCUUACAUUUAAGACCCAGCAAAAUUAGGGGAGGGGAUUUUAAUGAUCACAAUCUUCAUGUGAAAAUAGCAUCAUUUCUCUCACCUCAUCUGGUCUAGACACAAGUCAAAGAUCAAAGUCUUUUGAAAGAAAACAACUUCUGGUAGAGACGGUUCCAUAAUUCCCAUGCUGGUGCCUGUGUCUGAUUUGGUGCUUUAUGCCAAAUAUUUCAGUAUUUUUUUCUCACAUAUCUGAACUCAACAAAAUCCAUUAGCAGAAAUGACUUCAAAAAAGAUCAAAUCGUGAUCAGUCUAAAUUUGCAAGAAGCAGUUCAUCAAGAUCAACAAACCAUAGAUACAUAAAAUUGAAAGCACCAGUGUUCUGUCAGUCAAAAAACGUUUGUUUUAAAAGGUAAAAACCGGAGCUGAGGGUUACAUCCAGACCAUCGUCACUGUAACCGUGGGCAGUAGUGCUGUUUUCCCCCAAGGACAACAGAUCAGUUGCCUGCCGUGAGUAAUGCUGUAUCCAUAGAUGUCUACGCUAUAUUCACCUUGUUUUUAGCAGUUUAACUAUCUCUGAUACAUAAAGUCAAUGACAUUUGUCAAAUAUUUGUAAUGCAUUUCAUUAAUCUUCACAUUUUUAGAUUUUACAAAUAAAACUGAAUGAAAGAA
This is a messenger RNA of Brienomyrus brachyistius, 4142 nucleotides long. Its product is annotated as mastermind-like domain-containing protein 1. The transcript is spliced from 5 exons. Lineage: Eukaryota; Metazoa; Chordata; Actinopteri; Osteoglossiformes; Mormyridae. Bases 333 to 2660 code for a protein of 775 amino acids. Gene Ontology annotation, cellular component: nuclear body. Gene Ontology annotation, biological process: regulation of transcription by RNA polymerase II. The record is from RefSeq and is a predicted model, not a curated record.